Phytophthora sojae is the source of this 327-nucleotide messenger RNA. RefSeq lists its product as hypothetical. The transcript is spliced from 4 exons. The record is from RefSeq and is a predicted model, not a curated record. Bases 1 to 327 code for a protein of 108 amino acids. NCBI's taxonomy places the organism in Eukaryota, Oomycota, Peronosporomycetes, Peronosporales, Peronosporaceae.
AUGCCGUCCUCGGUGCCGCUGAAGAUCUUGAGGUCGUCGGCGUACGCCGAGGCACCGGGGCAGUCAUCGCCCGACAGCGGCACUCCCAGCUGUGGGCUGAGCGGGCAGCCUUGGAAGACUCCCACCCGCAGCGAGAUCGGGGCCGUUGUGCCUGCAUCCCAUAGCAGCGCGAACGGCACGCUGCCGAACGCGUUGCGGAAGUCGUACCAGACUUCGAAGUUGUGCUCCCCGCAGCCGUUGACCGCUCGGAAGCCCUUCUGCCCCGGGGCGUGGCGGUCGUUCGCGUCCAGCCACCGUACCAGCCGCCGCGCGAGGACCCCCGUGUAG